CGCGCCUGCGCAGACGCCCACACCGCCUCGAUGGUGGUUGGCGGAGGGGCCGGGAAGCGGUGCAUGCUGGGAAGGCGGCGGCGAGCCUCCCUCCCUCAGUACGGAGGCGCUUCUCUGCCGCUUCCCGUUCGGCUGGGCGCGCGGGGCGUUUGAAGGAGCCGCCGCGGCCCCCCUCCUGAGGAUGCCGAAUUUCUGCGCAGCCCCGAACUGCACCCGCAAGAGCACGCAGAGCGACUUGGCCUUUUUCCGCUUCCCGCGCGACCCCGCCCGAUGCCAGCGGUGGGUUGAGAACUGCCGAAGGGCUGAUUUGGAAGAUAAGACGCCCGACCAAUUGAAUAAGCAUUACAGAUUAUGUGCAAAACACUUUGAAACCUCGAUGAUAUGUAGAAGUAGCCCUUACAGGACUGUUUUACGAGACAACGCCGUUCCAACAAUUUUUGACCUCACGAGCCAUUUGAACAAUCCACAUAGCAGACACAGGAAAAGAAUUAAAGAGCUGAGCGAAGAAGAAAUAAGAACAUUAAAGCAGCAAAAGAUUGACGCUUUUGAGCAAGAAAAGAUGAAUCAAGAAUCUGUUGACGACGACAUUCAGAACCCAGCCUCUGAGGAAGGAGGAGAUGAGCCCGUUGAAGAUGAGGUCCCCUUAACGCAAGAGGAGAGGGAAAAUAAAGAUUACCUUAAAUCUUUGUUUGAAAUCUUAAUCUUGAUGGGGAAGCAAAACGUUCCUUUGGAUGGCCACAGUGCCGAUGAACUCCCGGAAGGCAUCUUUACUCCAGACAACUUCCAAGCUCUCUUGGAAUUCAGGAUAAAUUCUGGAGAUGAGGUUCUAAGGAAGCGGUUUGAGACAACAGCUGUGAAUCUGGCUUAUUGCUCUAAAGCCCAGCAGAAGCAAAUGCUGGAGAUCUGUGAAGGCUGUGUGCGGGAAGAGACUCUCAGGGAAGUGAGAGACUCUCAUUUCUUCUCCAUCAUCACGGAUGAAAUGGUGGAUCUCGCUGGAGAGGAACACUUGCCGGUCCUGGUGAGAUUUGUAGACGAUUCUCACAACCUGAGGGAAGAAUUCAUAGGGUUCCUACCGUACGAGGCAGAUCCUGAAAUUCUGGCUGUUAAAUUCCACACAACGAUUACCGAAAAAUGGGGCCUAAACAUGGAGUAUUGUCGAGGCCAAGCCUAUAUUGUCUCCAGUGGAUUUGCUUCAAAAAUGAAGACUGUGGCCACAAGGAUCUUGGAAAAAUACCCACAAGCUGUAUAUACGCUGUCCUCCUCUUGUGCCUUGAACAUAUGGCUAGCCAAAUCUAUUCCAGUAUUGGGCAUUUCCAUCGUGCUUGGGACAAUAGAGGAAGUUUGCUUGUUCUUUCAGCAGUCGCCCCAGUUAUUAGCCGAUUUGGACAAUGUCAUCUCCAUUCUCUUUCAGAACAGCGAGGAAAGGGGGAAUGAGCUGAAGGAGAUUGUCCGCUGCCAUUGGACAGGCCGGCACGAUACUUUUGAGAUUGUCGUUGAUCUCAUGCAGGCGUUUGUGCUGUGCUUGGACGCCAUAAAUGACGCUUCUGUCAGGUGGAACAGCUCAGUUGCUGGCCGAGCACAUAUACUUUCCACUGCCUUGGCAGAUUUUGACUUUGUAGUCACAGUUGUGAUUAUCAAAAACAUUCUCUCCUUCACACGGGCCUUUGGCAAGAACCUCCAAGGUCAAACGUCGGAUGUCUUCUUUGCAGCUAGCAGCUUGACGGCAGUAUUGCAUUCGCUGAAUGAGGUGAUGGAGAACAUUGAGGUUUAUCAUGAAUUCUGGUUUGAGGAAGCCACAAACCUGGCCACAAAGCUAGACCUGCCAAUUAAGCUCCCUGGGAAAUUUUGCCGGGCCCAGCAAGGGAGCAUGGACUCGGAAAUAACCCCAGAAAACUACUACAAAGAAGCACUUAGCAUUCCAGCCGUGGAGCACAUAAUUCAGGAGCUGAAAGAUAUCUUCUCAGAGCAGCACCUGCGGGCGCUCAAGUGUUUGUCUUUAGUUCCCUCGGUCAUGGGGCAGCUCAAAUUUAAUACGUCUGAGGAGCAUCACGCUGACAUGCACAAAAAUGACCUCCCCAAUCCGGAUACGCUGUCUGCGGAACUCCAUUGCUGGAGAAUCAAGUGGAAACACAGGGGGAAGGAUAUAGAGCUCCCCACCACUAUUUACGAAGCCCUUCAUUUGCCAGACAUCAAGUUUUUCCCUAAUGUCUACGCGCUGCUUAAGGUUCUGUGCAUCCUCCCAGUGAUGAAGGUGGAGAACAAGAAAUUUGAAGUUGGCCGAAGACGCUUGAAGGCCUACCUAAAGAACACGUUGACAGAGCAGAGGUCAAGUAACCUCGCGUUGCUUAACAUAAACUUUGAUAUUAAACAUGACUUGGAUUUAAUGGUCGACACCUAUAUCAAACUGUAUCCAGAGAAACCAGAAUUUCAGGAGGAAUUCCUUCCCCCUAACAAUUCAGAGUCAACGGAAGAGACUUAACUGAAUGAGGAACAGGGUGGAAUGGUCUCUUGUCUGUUUUGGAUAAUUGGUUUCGCCUUUAAAACGACAAAAACAAAUGGCAAAUACUCAUAACUGGAAGAGGAGUAGCUGGCCACUGCAAACAUCUUUCUGUUUUCAGGGUGUCUCUCUUUGACAAGACACGAGCAAUUGUCCCAGCUUGGAUUUGGUUGGUUCUUAAACUUUUUUCCUGAUUUACCAUUCUGUAAAGUUCCUUUUACAAAAAGUACACAAUGUCUGAAGUUGCCAUGACUUGUGCGUCAGCUCUCUCCUGCCACCAAUAUGAUACUGUUUAAUUUUGUCACUUGAGGAAAACCCAGUUCAUGGUGGCCAUGUAUCCUCUCUGGCAUUGCCAUGUUUCUGCCCAAAUAACUGAAAGGGCCAAUUUUAAAAAAAUGAAUGAAAUGUAUUGAUUGCUCUUUCAGCUUCCAGAUGACCUUUCCCCCCUCCCUCAACAGGAAAAGCUGGUAUGGAUUUAAGUAAACUAGUGGGAUGAUUUAAGUUUGGCCUCAUUCAUGCCCUAGGCCUGGGGUAGCCAAGGUGGUGUCCUCCAGAUGUUGCUGGACUUUGAUUCCCAUCAUCCUUGAUGAGCACCACGUUGGCUGCCUCUGCCUUAAACUCUGCUGUUAAAGUCUUGAAUCUUUUAUGUGCCUGAAAUUAAGUUCCCAUGAGAUUUGUGGGACUUCCCCCAAGCCUCUGCACUGAGGAUUUUAGACAAAGGGGUGACCCAGUAAGCGCACAGCCCAUCUCAUUUCAGUGAUCCUUGUGUGGCUCUACCAGAGGACAGCGUCUGUCUUGAGUACAGAGAAGUAUGUUAAUAAUUUCAGCUGGUUGCCCUUGUUCACCUUCUGUUGCAUUGCCUGUGCAAGUGGCCCUCUUAAACCUUUGCUCUGCUUUUUGUGGCUGGAAGAGAGCUCAUUUCAUAAAUUAAGCUAUAUUGUAAAAGAAAAGACAAAACUAUAUUCUAUGAGGAUCUAAAACUGUGUGUCAGCCAGGCUUGUAUCUAAGUUUUUACUUGCUUCCCUCUUGCCUCCAGGAUACGAAUUGUAAGCCUAGCCAGGCAGGAGAGCAAAGAAGAGGGUUUGUGUUGUUUUUGCUUUUUUAAAAAAAAAUAUGUAGAAGUUGUAUGAAGAUUUUUUUCUGUUGAUUUUUUUGGCAAAAAAAAAAAAAGGAAACGUUUUUGUAUAGUUUAUUUCCAUCCAGAAUAAAAUGUGACUUUGCUAUUUUAGUACUAUCAAUGUGCUGUGGCUGUAGAGCAGCUCCU
Molecule: messenger RNA, 3761 nt
Organism: Rhineura floridana
Lineage: Eukaryota; Metazoa; Chordata; Lepidosauria; Squamata; Rhineuridae
Gene: THAP12
Product: THAP domain containing 12
Exons: 5
Coding region: 182-2479 (765 amino acids)
Molecular function (GO): protein dimerization activity
Source: RefSeq, a predicted model, not a curated record